Molecule: messenger RNA, 4003 nt
Organism: Caenorhabditis angaria
Lineage: Eukaryota; Metazoa; Nematoda; Chromadorea; Rhabditida; Rhabditidae
Source: the annotation of a GenBank genome assembly
AUGGGACGAAAGCGGCUCCCGAAGUUCCAACAACUCGAAAAUUGUAAGUAACGAAAAAUACCGAUAUUCAUGAAUAUAUAAAUAGCGGAAAUACUAACGCUGAUGUCGUAGCCUACUUUUCAAUGAACAUUUCUUUACGUGGCAUUAUGUUUCCCUCAGUUGUUCCUUUUUUCGGGCAACAUGAUCAUUAAUAAUAAUUUAUUGACAUUUCUGACUUCAUAUUGACAUUUCUGACUUCAUAAGAAAUUUACGAAAAGCUAAGACAUGGCUGCAAGUAUUUCCGGUAUUUCUACGUUAGCACAAUUUUCAAUAUAUCUACAGUUGUGCCCAAAGUUUGCCGAGUCCCCGUUGUUGCCGAUCGUCGACAGCAAAACCGUAGAAUUCCAGAUACAGGUGGGUUUCUUUUCGUUAAUUUUUAUUCAUAAUAUUCAAAAUAUAUAUUUUCAGGAUUUAAUGAAAUAUUCCCACAAGUUCCUGCAGAUGAUCAUAAUGAUGGGAGAAAUGGAGAUGGUUCGCUUUCAGAUAUCGAAGGAGAGUCUGAUUUAAUGUUGGAACGUGAAGAAUUGAAUGUGGCCGAGGAUUAUGAGGACGAUGAUGAUAUUUACAUGGCUCCUUUUGCUGAUGAUUCCGAAGGCGAAGAUGUCGAAGAUUAUUAUCGAAACAAUGAUGCGGAUCCAGGUUGGGUGGAAGGUAUGGCUUUAUUACAAUGAGGGGUGGGAGAAUUUUGUGAAUUUUUUCGAAAAAUAUUUUCGUUGCUAAAUUUGUGAAGUUUGAACCAGAUCCAAAUUAUGAAAUUUUUCGAAACAUGAUUUUGUUCUAAAUUUAUCAUAUUUUCAAAAACAUAACAUGGAAUGAUGGUGAAACUUUUCAAUAUUCAAACUUUUUAGAAUUGCAGAAAGUGGAAAAAAAUUUUACAAAAAUAGGGGGUUUCGAAGAAUAUAUGGGUUUAGAAAAUAUUAUGCUCUGAGAUGUCGAAUGUUUUUACUUCAAGUAUUUUCUCAUUACGCUGAGAAAACAGGAGGAAUGCGGAGAAAAUGUAUUUUCUUCAGUGAGAAAACAGGAGGAAUGCGGAGAAAAUGUAUUUUCUUCACUUUUUUCGUAUUUUCUCAGCCGACCUGAAUAGGCUUUCUUCGUUUUUUUCAGCGUUGAGUAAAUAACAUUCUUGUUGAGGAUCCAAAGUUUGUUGAAAAAGUAUAAGGAUGGGAAAAAGUUGGGACUGUAACUGGGAUAAAAGAAAGAGGGCGGGCAAGAGGGGGGGGGGUUGGCACACCUGACGAUACGUGUCCAAAAGGGACACUGUACAACAAUUUUCAAAAGCCACACUGUACAUUUUUUCAGUAAAAAGUGUAGUUUUCAUUCAUUUUCAUCGGUUUUUUAUGACAAUUUUACAAAAAAUUCAAAAUUUCACGCUGCACAAUUUUUUUUUUCAAAAAUUUCCACGCUGCACAAAAAUUUUGGAAAACUAUCGCCAGGUGUGGGGGCGGAGGUGCUCACCUCCACUGAACGUGUGACGAUUAUUCUGGAAAGUUCAACGUGCGAUUGACAGUUCCGACUUGCAGAUUCGUUGGCGGAUAAAAUUCUGCACCUUUCCGAUCCCGGACUUGUUACCUUGGCAUCUUCAAUAAUUGGCAGAGAUUCACAAACUGAUCUUCGGCUUCGUUUACUAACAGUUGCGGCAACUGUUAAAAAAGAAGUUGAAGAUAUUUUUGAAUAUGCUAUUCGACUUUUCAAAGACGUUCGGAUUUGCUCACAAUGCGGGGAAAAAUUAGUCGAUAAAUCAAUAUGGUAGUUUUUCUGUCUCUCAAUAUUUGAAUUACUGUUUUCCUUAGCUGUGCUCCGGUCGGAACAUUUGUACAAUCACCGCUAGUGGAUCAAUUAACCCAUUUCGUUAAUAAAAAUAUCGACGAAAUCUUGGAAGUUCGAAAACUUCUUCGCGAUGGGAAAUUGCCGAAUCACACGCUUUCUUCUGAGUUCUUCAAAAGUUGUUUGGAGCAUGAUGAUCAUGAUUUGAAUAUAUCCCUUGUGCUCUCAGUCGAUGGAGUUUGUCCACAUGGGCAUUCAAAGUAAGACUUAUAAAGUCUAAUUAUCAUUGCGUUUUUCUGUUUUUCAGUCAGCACCUAUGGCCAAUGACUGCUAUGUCAGUAGACUUAAAAUUGGGACACUUUUCGAUAGCCACAAAUUUGUUAUUAUUCGGUGUUUAUAAAGGUCCAUGCAAUCCAAAUACGAAAGUUUUCAACACAAUUAUAAAUGAAGUUAUGCCAGUUCUUGAGCGAUUCAAAUUGAAUAUCAGAGGUCGAAAUGUGAUAUUUCGUGUUGUCACCGCUGUUGCCGAUCAACCGGUAACUUCAUUUGUCAAAAAAACAUGCCAAUCUCUGAUUUUUAGGCAAAGCGGGCUUUGUUUGGUCUCAAAUCGGUCAAUUCAGCAUUUUCUUGCUUCUACUGCAUUUGCGGUGACACUCUUCACAAAUGUUCAGCACCAAGUUUGUAACAUUCUCACCUAUUUUCUACAAAUGUUUGUUGUUUAGGCAGAGAAGUAUUUCGCGGAAUAAUACAAACUCCUCAAGAUGCCCGGUAUGGACUUUUCGGGUUCAUUGAUGGUGUUUUUCCAGUGAUUCUUAGAUGGAUCCUCCCUUGGCAAGUUCUUCUCGAUAUUUUUCACGACCUCAAUGAGGGUUUUUGUGUUACGGUAAUCAAAGGCAUGUUUCACGCAUUAAAUUCAUGAUGACCCUUCGCUUCUUGUUUUUAGAAUCAUUUCCUAAACCAAGAUUCAAACCGAAAUCGGAUAUUUUUACUUGUACAAAACAACUCUUCGAUCAAUUUGCUCAAAAAAUCCAUCUUCCAACCGAAUAUCAAAAUGUACAAGGCGUGCGAAAUGGGACAAGUAAACUCGAUGUGAGUUUGGAAGGAAAAGGUCGAAUUAUGAAAUAAGUUUUUCAGUAUUUUCGAAUUUGCUUUUUUUUGAAUGCGAUUUAUGAUAAAUCCUUCAAAUGUACUGCCCGACUCGUUAUUGUUUGUUUUGGAAUGAUUUCGAAUUACUUGUUGACGGAUUGUGAACACGAUGGAGAUAUGAUCGCUGAACUUUGUCAGAUGAUGCAAGAAUUGUUCCAAAAUAAUUACGAACAGUAUAUUGUUAGCAAAUUACAUGCAAGUUUUCUUCGCAUCGCUUCGAAUACUACUUUUUUUGUUUCAGGAACUACUUUUCCAUCUUCCACACUGUAUUUUGUUAUUUGGGAAUCCAGCAUUGGUUUCAACAUCUGGGUUCGAAACAUUGUAUCGAUAUUUGCUCUCCGAUUUCCACGCAUCGAUCACGAAAAAUUUCGUGCGAAUCGCGUCUUCGAGGUUUGUCAGCUUUGGUUUCAUUUUUCGAUAAAAAAACCGUUUUCAUUGUAGAUUUGUGGUCAACAUAUUCAUGAGAGAAGAAGUCAGAAUUAGAAGUGAAGCCGAUUGUUUAUCAGAUACAUUGAAAGGCUUAUUGAAGGAAAAACCGGCUUGGAAAAAUCGAACCAUCAACUCCUUCGAUGUGAUUGAUAGAAACAUUGUGGAUGGAAUUGAUGUUGUGAUCGGAAGUGAUGUUAAAUAUUUUUCGUCGAUAACUUUCACAUAUUCGACCCUAAAAUCGCACAAAUACAAUUCAAAAAAUGGAAGCUUCAGAAAUGGAAUUGUGUUUUACCAGAAGGAUGUAAUGAAAGUUGGAAGAUUUGUGCUAGCCGCCACCCAAUCCGACGAUCAUUAUAUAGUAGUCGAACCCUUGUCCGAAAAGCUACGAAGUCAGCAUUUUGAGAAUUUGAAAAAAGAAAUCGAUGAAAUAGCUGAUAUUGGAUUGAGACAAAAUGCGAGGAAAAUGUUGAAACAAUUGAAAGGAUAUCGAGGAAUUGUUGAAGGCAAGUGGUCCGGUGGUAGAGAUCUUGUUGAAGUUGAAGAAAUCUUAGGAAUAGGCUGCUAUUUUAAGAGCGAUGAAGAUAUAAUAUGCCUGCAACUCAAUGGCGUCCCAGUUCAUAAAUAA